Molecule: messenger RNA, 2181 nt
Organism: Trichomonas vaginalis G3
Lineage: Eukaryota; Parabasalia; Trichomonadida; Trichomonadidae
Exons: 1
Coding region: 1-2181 (726 amino acids)
Source: RefSeq, a predicted model, not a curated record
AUGCCACCACAAUGUACUUUGCGAUUUCCAUCUAGUUUUUCAAAAUCUGUAAAACCAAUAGCGAUAGAUACGGCAAUAAAAGAAAAAUCAUAUAGUAUCGGUAUUCAACAAAAGAUUGAUGAUAGAUUCAUUCAAAAAUCUCUUGAAGAAUCAUUUAUUUUCAAAAUUGAUUUCAAAAAAUCUUCACACCGACAUAAAAAAUCCUCGAGUCAUACCAAAAAACCAACUGAUACGGCUGAAAAAGCGGACAAUGCUUCUCAAAAAUCACCAGAAAAGAAACAUAGACAUAAACAUGAAAAAUCAUCUGAAAUAUCAAAAAAUACAACUGACACAAUAGACAAAACUGAAGAUAAUCUUGGAAAAUCUACAGAAAACGAACAGAAUCUUGAAAUUACACCUGAAUCUCCAACCAAAUCAAAUCAAGAAGAGGAAUUAACUGUAAAAAGUCCUGAUAAGCCUAUAGAUAAGAAACAUAGACAUAGGCAUGGCAUAUCUUCUGAUAAAACCAAAAAUUCUACAGAAACUGUUGAAAAAACAGAAGAAAAGUCACCUGAAAAGAAGCACAGACAUAGACAUGAAAAGUCGUCUGAUAAUAUUAAAAAAUCAACUGAUAAAAACCCUGAAAAAUUUCCAGAAAAGAAGAAGAGACAUCAUCAUGACAAAUCAACAGAAAGUAUUAAAAAUACAACCGAAACAGUUGAUAAAACUGAAGAAACAUCUGAAAAAUCUACUGAUUCCAAACAUAAAUCAAGAAAUGAAAAUUCAUCGCAUAAAUCAAGGUCUAAAUCAGAUGACAGUUAUAUACAAAUAGAUGGACACAAGUUGUUUCUCCAAAACUUGGUGAGUUCUUCGUCAAAAUCGUGUCCAAAAGGUUUUUCGAAAUUUAAUUUCACAACUACGGUCAGUUCUCCAUUGAUGAAUGACUAUUUCCUGCAAAGAUUUGGUCCUGCGUUCUUCCAUAUCCAAAAAAUUGAAAAUUCAAAAGAAAUUAUCAACCUCAAGGUCAACGAAACCGUAAUAAUAACUGAAAACAAUCAAGUAGAUGCAGUCCUGGUUAUAUCUCCUCGAAAACAGUGCCAGAUAAACUUCAAUCUUUAUAAUCAGCCAAUAAAUGGCGAAAACGUCGCAGGAAACGGCCAAUUUCAGCCAACAAAGCACAGACAUCAGAAAUUAAUCGGAACAGCAAUGUACCAAUUUUUGCCAAAACGAGUCCGAAAAAUUUCAAUAGGAACGAUCAACAUAACCGUCGAAACCCUUGAUUCCGCUGAAAAAUACGGAACUCCAGCUUUACCGCUUGAAGAAGACGCUGAGCCCGAAAGUGGAGAACCACCUAAUUCUAAGUUCUACAGAUGGAUUGUUUCGACUGCAAAAACGGCUGACGGAGUGAAAUUUUGCAAAAUUUUAUCAAAUUUUAUUGAUGAAAUCAACAAAGACAUGACUACAUACAAGAAAGCUGUUAAACAGAACUUCGACAUCAUUACAGGCUUUCAUAUUACCACUCCGGAUGAAGAUCUUUAUGUGAUUGAGACUCGAGCUACAGAACCAAGACGUACAUCGAUAUUAAUGAGUAAGAUACUUAAUGAUUCACCUGAAUCCAUACAUAUAACCUCGAAUACAUCGAUUAGCUACCAAUCUCCAAGGUUAUUCAGAAGAUUAGCCUCUGUAUUUCCAACAAUUACAAUUCCUAUAUCUAUUUCUGAGUUAGUUACCAUCGAAGGUUUGUAUUUCAGGAAAUCUGGUUUCUCAUCUCUUUUUUCUGUUUCGCAAAAGAUAUUUGACUUAUUUGGAAUUCACGAUUGUGGAUUAGAUUGUUUCUAUCCAACAUACAGAGAGCUUAGAGAACUCAUAAAACGCGCUAAUGACCUUUAUUUGGCUCCAAUCUCUAAAGGAAUCAAAAUUCGUCCUCCUACAUCUGUUAAUUCGAAAACAUUCGACAGGAGAAACAUAUUAGUUGAUAAGAACACUAAAUCUACUGAUGUUUCUCUUAAAUGUUCAGAAAAUUUCAAAAUUGAAGAAAAAAUUUCAACUCAAAAUGCAGAAAUCAUCAAGCCAGAACGAAACAAACUUGUAUUUCGAUUCCAGAAGAGAACUCCUUCUAUCAAAGACCACAUCCCUAUUUCUCAACCUUCAACAAUGACUUCUAACAAUCCAAGACUUUCCUCGAGAAGAAACAAAAAAUAA